CCUACUCGCAAUACAUAAAUAUUUAUCUGUAGAAGAAAAUGCGUAUGAGUUUCGGAAUUUUUCGAGGUUGCAAACACCAAGAUCAAACAGUGAAAUGUGACCCGGUGGCCCCCAUCUCAUACACAAGCGUCAACCUUCGCGAGGAGUACGCCAACGCGUUCCGCACAGAGUCGUACAACGAGUUGUGGGCCCGGGUCCUCGACCCCGACCAGCCUACCGUCACAAACAUUCUCGCCCGCACCCACGCCAGCACCCACCCAAUCGCCCGUACUCUCCUCGCUAACUUCUUCUCAGAGACCGCCGACGCCUCCCUCCUCUGUGGGCUCUUACUGAAGGGCAUCGACCAUAUCCGUACCCGUUAUCGCCCGCUAAAAUCCGCCAUCGGAUCCGAUAACCCGCAGUCCGUUAACCAGCUACUGACCGACUUGAACCCGUUUAAUUCUUCGACCUCAGCUCAGUUUCAAGCGGUCCAAUCUGGCUCGACAGGUUUGCUCAAGCAGCUCGAAUUAAACCGGAAGAAGACCAGGGCAAAGUUGCGGGCAGCUACGCGUGCGAGGCACGGGUCAGCGGUCCUGUUCGUAGCGCUGGUGACCGCAACUUCCUUGUUCGGCGCGUUCGUCGCGGUCCACGGGCUGAUUGCCCUUGCCGCGCUCCCUGGUCUGGUUCUUGAUUGCGGUCGGUUAGAUCGAACCCUGGCCCAGCUCGACGCCGCGACCAAGGGGAUGUAUAUUUUGAAUCGGGAUUUGGACACGGUAAGCAGGCUCGUGGAGCGGUUGACCGAUGAGGUCGAGCACGUUGUUGGCCUGGCGAAGUUCUGGGAGGAGGAAGGGAGCCUGAUGAACGAGAUCAGAAGAGAGGUGUCGAGGAACGACGCGAGUUUCAGCCAAAAAUUAGAUGAACUCGAGGAGCAUUUGUACCUCUGCUUCUUGACUAUCAACAAGGCUAGAGGGAUCGUGAUGAAAGAGGUUUUGGUGGGGAAUAAAUUGCCAAUUUAAAUCUGAUUUUACAAUGCUGUUUGAGGUUACAUUUUCAUGCGGUGAGGAUUGUGCAGCGUUAAAUUGUUGGAAUAAUAAUGUAAAGCGCGCAAUUAAUUUUUUUUUCCCUUC
Molecule: messenger RNA, 1106 nt
Organism: Asparagus officinalis (garden asparagus)
Lineage: Eukaryota; Viridiplantae; Streptophyta; Magnoliopsida; Asparagales; Asparagaceae
Product: UPF0496 protein 3-like
Source: RefSeq, a predicted model, not a curated record